AUGGCACCUCUCGUUCUGGCUCCUAAUGUUGUCCAGCGUAUUAUCUAUUUCCUCAUUCACAAUGAUUGUCUCCCUGUCGACCGGCACGCCAAACGUGUUCCAGAUCUUGCAAAAUAUGCCACGAUCAGCCGCAUCUGGCAAGACGGGAUUGAACGUGAGACUUUCGCCUCCUUGCGCCUCGAUUUCGGACGACUAUCAAAGGCCACAUCCAUUGUAACAUCCCAGCGCCGUCGAUACGUUCGGACUAUUAAACUCGACGUCGCACUACCUAAGUCUGGGCCUGUGGAAAGUCCAGAAACUGAUGAAGAGAAGCUUCGAAACAACCGCGCCCUCCAAGCUACCUUUGAAAUGUUUAUGCAAGUUAUGAGUCUGUGGGAGGCGAAAGAUGUACAGCGUGAAGGUAUCAAGCUAUACGUUGAUACAUCUACCCCCGAUGACGCUGUGAGCGGGCGACUCGACUCUCCAAGCUCAUGGAAAAGACAAGAGCAACUCGAGAGAAGACGUGUCUUAUCGUUGUUGGAACUGACAAACCCCGGUCGCAUUACCGACUACCCCCCAGUUGUGGCUAUAACUGAGUACAAAGGGAAUAGCUCAGAAAUAAGUAUUCACAUCUCUGCAGUGGCGACUUGCGUUCUGCUGUCAAAGUUACCAGCCGUAAAAACGGCGUUUAUCGACUGGUGGAGGUGUAGCCACUUUUCGAGAGUUCGGCCAAGUCUUUCAGCCGCUAUAUCUCAGAUUAAUCAACCCAUGGAUGAGUUGUGCAUCUCGGACAGCAGUCUUACAUUCGGCGAUUGGCUUACAUUUACUCCACCAUCUGCCACUUCAAUGCAAGAAUUAGAUGAGCUUUCUAUCUCUAUACGCAAUUUUUCUCAGCGUCUAAAGAGGCUUGAGCUUUAUGACAUCUUAAUCAGCGAUGAACUCUUCUUUCCCGGAACUCUUUCUCUGGGGAUGGCACCCCGAUGGGACCGAUUGGUCAAGCUCAAUUUACACUAUCUACCAGUCACCCAUGCUGGUGAAUGGCUUUUCCUUCCUGACCCAGAUGCAUCCAGCUCUUUCGAAGGAGAAUUGAACAGUGGUGGCUUAUCAUUAUCUUGUGGUGACAUGCCGAUUGGAGAGUCACACCCCAAACCAAGUAUUGCUGCGCCUGCCAUGCAGCGAUUUUAUCUGUCUGUGGCACGCGCGGCUCUACAGAUGCCACAACUGCGGCAAAUGAAGCUUAUAGCGCAACUUGAAAAUAGCAUCAGCUGGCAUAAGUGCUGGCAUAAGUUCCGGUAUUAUACCACGGAGCUGGUGGCAGAAGCACUCUGGACGAGCAGCUCGGGUUUUGUCCCUGACAAUGAGGUGUUGGAUUGCUGGCGAAAGGUACCGAAAAAGCACCUGAAGAAAGAGCUCUUGGUGGAGAUUUCAAAUGAUGAGAAUGCUGUGGAGAGCUUAGGAGAUGAUGAAAGCGACAUGGAGGAAAGUGAUGAGAAACUGGGCGUUGCUUAG
This is a messenger RNA of Trichoderma virens Gv29-8, 1488 nucleotides long. RefSeq lists its product as uncharacterized. Bases 1 to 1488 code for a protein of 495 amino acids. The record is from RefSeq and is a predicted model, not a curated record. NCBI's taxonomy places the organism in Eukaryota, Fungi, Ascomycota, Sordariomycetes, Hypocreales, Hypocreaceae. The transcript has 2 exons.